Stegodyphus dumicola is the source of this 2535-nucleotide messenger RNA. Its product is annotated as substance-P receptor-like. NCBI's taxonomy places the organism in Eukaryota, Metazoa, Arthropoda, Arachnida, Araneae, Eresidae. The record is from RefSeq and is a predicted model, not a curated record. Gene Ontology annotation, molecular function: neuropeptide Y receptor activity. Gene Ontology annotation, cellular component: plasma membrane. Gene Ontology annotation, biological process: G protein-coupled receptor signaling pathway.
AAAAUGAUGGCUAUUGUGGUAGCGCUGUUUGCACUCAGCUGGCUGCCCAUUCAAAUAUUCAGUUUGUUGGUGUACUUCAGCCCUGAGACGGUGCUUCCUGUUUUAGACGAAGAUUUCCCAGGCUUCGCUGCUGCUUUUCUUUGCUGCCAUUGGCUCUCAAUGGCUAAUAGCUUUGUCAAUCCGAUUGUCUACUGUUUCAUGAGCGACAACUUCAGGACUGAUCUGAGACAGUUAUUACUGUGUGGUAGGCGAAGAGUUAGAUUGGAUCCGAGAGCCUCCACAAUGUUCACAGGUUCCACCACAGUUAAGAACUCCCAAGUAGCUCUACGUUCUCUGAAGCCAUCUGAAGAAAAGAUCUUGAGACGACCGCUCCGAGAAAGAACCUGGACAUCCAUGGGAGUACAGGAUGAAAAGAUGCAUUACAAGAACUAAUUUUGUUACGUAGUUUAUGCAUCUUUUAUUUCUAUUUUUAUUUAAUAUUUAUUGUGUCUGAAAUAUGUUGCCAAUCUGAUGCCAUCAGACGUACUGAAUGUUUUUGUAUGUGAGGUGUGUCAAGUUCUCACACCUUGAUUUUAAUAUGGAAAUGUCAUUAUAUCACGUGUCGCAGCGAUUAAGGAAUUAGACAUCUUGACAUCUAUCAAACGUCUAAAAAGAGGUAACUUAUUCAGUGAAGGCUUAUUGUAUCAAAAGCUCCAAUAAAAAAGUUGAUCAUUGAAGAGUUAAAGCCAGUAAUAAUGCUAUAACGAAAUAACAAAAACAUAUUAUUAUUCAGUAAGGAAAUGUUUUGAACAAUUUUAGAGCAUAUUACCAAUAGACUUGUCAAUGUUGUGGGAUUUCAGUGAAACGGAGAUAUAACAGCUACUAAAAUAACAAUAGUUUGAGCUUGAGAACUGUAUAAAACUCACAUUUUUCGAACCGUUCCAUUUUCACUUCAUUCUUCCUGUCCGUAAGAGGAAAACUGAGCUUUUAUCAAUCAUUUGAUGUCGCAAUAGAUUAACAGAGCGCGAUGAUCGAACGACGAGUGUUGUCACUUAACAUUUUUUAUGCAGACAGCUAUUUAAUGACAUUAAGUUGAAAACUUGAGAUCUAAAAGUUGUUUUUAUUGCUGACAGAAGAUUACGACGCGAGAAAGAAUUAUUGAAUGCAUAUUUCGAAGCCAAAAGGUUGAAUUAAGCAAGUUAGUUAAACAAAGCUGAAAGUUAACUACUUGGUGCCAUAUAAGGAUAUAAACUUCGUUUCUUCGAAAAUUAAUUAGCGAAGAUUCUGGAUGUUCGCUUUUUGUCAUCAGGUAAAGCAAACACGUUACUUUUUUUUUUAUAAUGCGUUACACAAAAAAUGAAAGAGUGUCAGCGAAGUAAGCGUUACAUGUGGAUUAAUUUUAGCUCGAUUAAAAUAUUAUGUCCGUUGUCUUGUAAAAAAAUAUGUGUUAAAUGUUAAUAACGUUAUUGGUGCUGACAUGUGUGAAACUUAAAAGCCCUACAUUGGUAAGGCUUAAUUUUAAAAUACAGUAUCACUAUUAUAUGAACUAAUAUACCUUUAUGGAGUGUUUCCCUACGCACAGAGUUUCUCUGUUGACUAUAAAUAAUUUUACUGCAUGUUUGGUGGAAAUGAUAUUCAUCGUUUUGUGGAAACUUUAAAUGUUACAUGUAAUAAAUAACAUUAAUGUCUCAAUGCUUCGCUUAUAUUUAAUCCUUAAAUGCAGUAUAAUUUAUAUUUUAUUUAAAUAAAAUUAUAGUACUAAUCCAAAGUAAUAAUUGCAUUUUCUUUAUUUUCGUUCAAGGAUUUUGUUUAUUAUGAAAUAAUGUUAUAUUCAUAAUCAUAUUGAAAAAUGUACACGUAUAAUUUUUUAUAAUUCUAUUUUCGAAUGAAGAAAUUUUAAUUCAGGCUAUCAAUAGCAACUUAAUAAGAAGUCUAUAGCUUAGAGCAGGUAACUCCCGUAUAACACGGCAUGAUUUUCUGUGGCAAUUUUAAAGACAUGAGAAAACCCCUAUUAUGAAAAGAAAAUAAGGUAUGCCAAUAAGAUAAUAUUCCAAUAAAAUUAUACUUAAAAAGAUUUUCAUAAAAUGAUAUUCUAAUAAGAUUCCAGAGAAGUGUUAUUGAAUUAAAAUUCUAAUUCAAAGCCAAAUUAUGCAAAUAAGGGCCCAAGAUAGCCAUUAGACCUAAUAUGUUAAAUUGUCACCUACGAUUUUUAUGAGUAAACAUUUUCUUUAGUUCUGAAAACUUCAGAAAAAGCUAGCAAUACACAAUCUAGUACUCAUCUGUAAUUCCUCAAGUUCCGUUUCUUCAUGCAUUCAUUCGUAAAAGUUAAGUUGUAUAUAAUCAUAACGUCUCAUUUUGACAGAGUGGGUAUCUCAUAUAUUUAGAGAAAUGUUUUUACUUCAUUGUACGAAUUUCAACGGAAAGUAAAGGAAAAACCGUCUGUACGUACGUAGGUAUGUAUGUAUCUCGCAUUAACUCAAAAACGAGGCGCCUCAGAACGUUGCAAUUUGUAUAUUGGAUUCCUAUAACAUGUAGUUGUGCACCUCCCGUUUUGGU